Molecule: messenger RNA, 1002 nt
Organism: Photinus pyralis (common eastern firefly)
Lineage: Eukaryota; Metazoa; Arthropoda; Insecta; Coleoptera; Lampyridae
Product: estradiol 17-beta-dehydrogenase 8-like
Exons: 4
Coding region: 104-871 (255 amino acids)
Source: RefSeq, a predicted model, not a curated record
AAAUAAGUUUUUUUCAAACACGGUUUCAUCUCAUUCUUGCUGAUUGUGGUAUCGUUUGAGUGUUGUCUGCUUAUAACUAUUCUGAGUAGCUUAGGUAGUUACAAUGACUGGAUUACUACGUGGAAAUUUAGCUUUCGUAACAGGCGGUGGCUCGGGAAUUGGUAGAGCAGCAUGUCAAGUCCUAGCUCGAGAAGGUGCACAAGUAGUAGCAGCUGAUAGAAAUUUAAAAUCUGCAGAAGAAACAAUCGGUACAUUGCAAACAUCCAACAGCAAUGGGGCCAGUCAUCAUAGUAGCCAUUUAGUGGAUGUGUCCAAUUUUAAUAGCGUUAAGAGUUCGUUGAACCAAAUUUUGGAAAAAUAUAAAAAGCCACCAUCUAUAGUGGUGAACUGUGCUGGUAUAAACCGAAAUAAUUUUAUCUUAGAUAUGACUGAGGAAGAAUUUGAUGAUGUCAUGAAUGUUAACUUAAAGGGCACGUUUCUUGUUAUAAAAAUAUUCGCCCAGGCAAUAAUAGAAAAUAAAGUACCAGACGCAAGUUUUGUUAAUAUCGGCAGCACAGUUGCUAAGUUUGGUAACAUUACCCAAGCAAAUUAUGGCGCAAGCAAAGCUGGGGUUGAACUUGUGACUAAAACUGUUGUAAAGGAAUUUUCGAAGCAUGGAAUUCGGUGUAAUACGAUAUUACCUGGUGUUAUUUCGACUCCCAUGACGAAUCUUGUUCCAGCAAAAGAUCUGGAGUUAGUUUUGCCGCUUAUAGCUUGUGAAAGAAUAGGCCAUGCAGAAGAGGUUGCCGAAGUCAUAGCUUUUUUGGCAUCGAGUAAAUCUUCCUAUGUUAAUGGAGCUGCAAUCGAAGUCAAUGGAGGAUGGAAGGCAUAGAAUUUACAGCAUACAAAUAUCAUGGGAAUUGCUAAUGGAAAUAAGUCAACAAUUUACUUAUCACCUCUUAUAUAGACAUAAUUAUUUUUAUAUAUGUAUAAAAAAAAUGCAAUAAAUCCACGAUCUCGUAA